ACAGUACAUACAAACUACACACUAAUGGGAUUAACUCCAUUCACAACAUAUGAAAUACAAGUGAUGGCAAGAAAUGGAGUGUCAGAUCAAGACAAUGCUAAUGAUAACAAUAGAACUGUUACUAUAACUGUCACUACUCAUCCAACUGUUCCAUCACAUCCAAGGAAUGUGAGACUAUCAGAAGGCUCAUUGUUAACAUGGUCUGAUCCUAUGAACUUAUUUGGAUCUGAACUGGUUGAGUAUCUUGUAUUAUCUAAUCCUCUUAAUGAUACAAACAGUGCUGUAGUUAGAGUCAGACUACCUCCUACAGCUAACAGCUAUGAUUUGACUGAUCUUAAUGUUCCAAAUGGGUUUCAUUACAUAUGGGUUCGGGCAGUUAGUAAAAUUGGAGAGGGGGAAUUUUCAACAUCUGUUCUUUAUAAUCGAAGCAACUCAUUUAUGAAUCCAACACUACCAACAGUAAAUAAUGAACCAUUAAUCCUCUCUGUAUCAUUGGGGGCACUUGCACUGAUAGUAUUCAUAGUGUUAGUAAAUGCUUUGUUGUGGAUUGUGCUGGUAAUUAAGAGGAAAAGAAAGCAAAAGAGAAAGAAAGAGCAAAGUGCCUACAUUGAUUCAACUCUUAAUCCUUCAUAUCAAAUGACCACUGCUAGGAGCCCACCCACAACAAUGUUAUCAUCUCCUAUUACUCAGGACAAUGUUGCAUAUAAUGAAAUAGCUGCAAUUCCUCACUUGAAUUGUUUAAAUCCAAAUGAAAAAUUUUAUGAGGAAAUUGAUGAUAUUGCAGUAGACACUGCUGGUACUGCAACUGCAGCUGCUCCAUCUACUACACCAACAUACUGGGAAGUUUUCUAACAACUAAAUUAACAA
Messenger RNA from Amphimedon queenslandica, 867 nucleotides. RefSeq lists its product as uncharacterized. NCBI's taxonomy places the organism in Eukaryota, Metazoa, Porifera, Demospongiae, Haplosclerida, Niphatidae. The record is from RefSeq and is a predicted model, not a curated record. Gene Ontology annotation, molecular function: protein binding. Gene Ontology annotation, cellular component: plasma membrane. The transcript has 2 exons. Bases 25 to 852 code for a protein of 275 amino acids.